ACCCGCGUCCAGCUCGGGCGGAGGCCGCGGGGAGGCCGCUCCAGGAGCUUGCCCAGAGCCGGGGGCAGCCGCAGCCGAGCCCCAGCGGGGCUGGAGCCGAGCCCGACGCCGCCCAGCCCGGCCCGGGGCCCGCAGCGGAGCGCGGCAGAGCGGGGCCGGGCCCCGGCACCGCAUAAAGAGGCCGCGGCGGGGCCGGGGAGCAGAGCGCGGAGCAGAGCCCGGAGCAGCGCUGCCGCAGCCGGGAGCGGGGCCAUGGAGCAGUACUUCUCAGCCACGCAGAAGAUGGAGCAGGAGGUGAUGUUCCCCAGCCUGCUCCGAGGGGUCUUCCCGCAGCAGCAGGACGGGGCGGCUCCGGAUGCCAAUGGCCACACGGACCUCUACGAGCGCUACCAGCUCCUCAAGGCCAUCAAGCCCAUGGUGGAGAAGGGCCUGGCCUCUGUCAAUGACCAGAACCCGACCAGCACCGAUGCGGAUACAUCCCUAGAUGAGGGUGUAGACAAUAACCUGGAGGAGCGGCUCUCCCAUCACGUCAAUGGUUUGCAGCAGGUUCUGACAGACCUGACCAAAAACACCAAAGCCCUCACGCGGAGGUACAGCGAGAUCCUGGAGCAGAUCAACCUCGGGGAUGAUCAGUCCAGCUCCUGAGCCUGCACCCCUACACUGUGAGGGUGAUCUGUUGUCUGCAGCCCAGUGGCACUUUCUCUCCUGCGCCAAGUCCCAUGAGGAACAUCCUUCAUGAGCAGUGCAGAGCUUGGUCAUCUACCCACUGGGUGCUGCUUGUACCAUCCGACUUGCCCUGUGGCCGAUCCUGCUGGCAACCUUGCUGCUUCCUUCACCCCUGUCCCGGGGGGGAAUUCUGCAGGGCAGAAAUGAGUGUUUGUGUUAUUGCUUUGUAGGAGGCAUCUGUAACUUGGAAGUGAUGCUUUUCUUCUCUAACCCUCCCCAUCCGGUCUCUUUGUUAAUGUAAAUAAAAUGCAAAGCCUUGUA
Messenger RNA from Strigops habroptila (Kakapo), 987 nucleotides. RefSeq names its product mid1-interacting protein 1-B-like. Lineage: Eukaryota; Metazoa; Chordata; Aves; Psittaciformes; Psittacidae. Gene Ontology annotation, biological process: regulation of lipid biosynthetic process. The record is from RefSeq and is a predicted model, not a curated record. Bases 253 to 645 code for a protein of 130 amino acids. The transcript has 2 exons. Gene Ontology annotation, cellular component: cytosol.